GCCCCAUCGCAUGCAGCGGCGAGCCCAGGGCCAAGGUUCGCCUGGCGUUUCAGGACAAAGUCGAUUUCCUGCUAGCUGCUGCGACUGGCUCCUGUGUGAGCGGGACCGCGAGUGAGGCCGACCGAGCAGACGGGGCACUCUCCGUUGGCGUCGACGCUUGCCCAUCGAGUGCCGCUUCGCCUGUCUUUGAGACUGCUCCCGCGCCGUCUGCCGAGCCCGCGGUCAGCGCACGGCGCGGCAGCGGCCCGACUGGGCCCACUGGUGGAGCUGGUGGCAGCGCGGGGGCGGACUCGCUUGGCGCCGAG
Messenger RNA from Prorocentrum cordatum, 305 nucleotides. Lineage: Eukaryota; Dinophyceae; Prorocentrales; Prorocentraceae. The record is from the annotation of a GenBank genome assembly.